CCUGUCGAGGAUACGGCGGCAGCAUGGCGAUCAAGGUGAUCGUCCUUGCGGCUCUGGUGGCGGCGGCCUGCGGCCAGCGCGGCCAGGACUACGAUGGCUCGAGUGGACAAGGCGGUGGCUACAGUGGCAGCCAUGGUGGACAAGGCGGCGGCUACAAUGGUGGUCAGGGCAGCGGCUACAGCGGCAACCAGGGCGGACAAGGUGGCGGCUACAGUGGUGGUCAGGGCAGUGGCUACAGUGGCAGCCAGGGCGGACAAGGUGGCGGCUACAGUGGUGGCCAGGGCGGCGGCCAGAGCGGCGGACAAGCCCCGCAAACCUACCUCGUCUCCAGCUACCGCUACGGCCGGCAUCGGCCCUUCACCAUAAUCCCGGGGCGCGACAAGGACAGCGCGGCCGGCGGCGGCGCCGGCGGGCGUUCGUCCCCGGGCUACAACGGUCCCAGCGCCGGUGGCUACUCGCCAGGCUCUGCUGCCUCCAUCGCGGCCCCCUCGAGGGAGACCUACAGCUCUGGCGCAGGGGCAGGGCGCAGAGGAGCCGCCGGCGCCGGCGGUGGGGCCCCACACGACCUCGGCGGCGGGUACCAGAAUCGCCCCGGUACCGGCGGCGGGGCUCCACACGACCUGGGCGCGGGUACAGCGGAGGCGCGCAAGGUUAUGGCGGUGGUCCCACUCACGCACCCACUCGAGGUGUGCGCGGCGGGCCGGCGGCAGGGUUCGCCGGCGCCGGUCGGGCUCCGGGAGGAGGUGCACAGGGAUACAGUGGCGCCCCCACUCACGCACCCGCUCGAGGUGUGA
Messenger RNA from Pollicipes pollicipes, 794 nucleotides. RefSeq names its product glycine-rich cell wall structural protein 1.8. The record is from RefSeq and is a predicted model, not a curated record. NCBI's taxonomy places the organism in Eukaryota, Metazoa, Arthropoda, Thecostraca, Pollicipedomorpha, Pollicipedidae. Bases 24 to 794 code for a protein of 256 amino acids. The transcript is spliced from 3 exons.